This is a messenger RNA of Durio zibethinus, 1701 nucleotides long. RefSeq names its product monodehydroascorbate reductase 4 (gene MDAR4). Gene Ontology annotation, molecular function: oxidoreductase activity, acting on NAD(P)H. Gene Ontology annotation, cellular component: cytoplasm. Lineage: Eukaryota; Viridiplantae; Streptophyta; Magnoliopsida; Malvales; Malvaceae. The record is from RefSeq and is a predicted model, not a curated record.
UUGAAAUUCCUUAAUAGAGCAAAAAAAAAAUUUUUUUUUUUUAAGAAAAAAGAGAUGGGAAGAGCAUUUGUAUAUGUAAUCCUUGGAGGAGGUGUAGCAGCUGGAUAUGCAGCAGUUGAAUUUGCAAAAAGAGGGGUUUCUCAUGGUGAACUCUGCAUUAUUUCUGAAGAACCGGUUGCCCCAUAUGAGAGGCCUGCUUUGAGCAAAGGCUUUUUACUUCCCGAAUCUCCUGCACGCCUUCCAUCAUUUCAUACUUGUGUUGGUGAUAAUGAGGAAAGGUUAACUCCAAAAUGGUACAAGGAACAUGGGAUUGAAUUAGUCCUUGGAACUCGAGUUAAGUCUGCUGAUGUGAGACGUAGAAAGCUAUUAACAGCAACGGGGGAGACUAUUAGUUACAAGUUCCUCAUCAUUGCCACAGGUGCUCGGGCUCUGAAGCUUGAAGAAUUUGGAGUGAGUGGAUCAGAAGCUGAAAAUGUAUGCUAUUUACGAGAUUUAGCAGACGCAAACAGCCUUGUCAAUGUGAUGCAAUCUUGUUCUGGUGGAAAUGCUAUAGUCAUUGGUGGUGGGUACAUUGGAAUGGAGUGUGCUGCAUCUUUGGUGAUCAAUAAAAUAAAUGUAACCAUGGUUUUCCCUGAAGCACAUUGCAUGGCUCGUUUAUUUACACCGAAGAUUGCAAGCUAUUAUGAGGAUUAUUAUCAAUCUAAAGGAGUUAAGUUCAUUAAAGGAACUGUCUUGUCAUCAUUUGAAUUUGAUUCCAGUGGGAAGGUUACGGCUGUUAAUCUUAGAGAUGGAAGUCGGCUACCUGUAGAUAUGGUUGUGGUGGGCAUAGGAAUACGCCCAAACACAAGCCUGUUUGAAGGCCAACUGACACUGGAGAAAGGUGGGAUCAAAGUGAAUGGGAAGUUGCAAACAAGCAACAACUCAAUUUAUGCAGUUGGAGAUGUUGCAGCAUUUCCGGUCAAACUAUUUGGUGAAACCCGCAGACUUGAGCAUGUUGAUGCAGCCCGAAAAUCUGCAAAACAUGCUGUUGCUGCAAUCUUGGAACCAGAGAAAACAGGCGAGUUUGACUACCUGCCAUUCUUCUACUCCAGAGUCUUUGCAUUUUCUUGGCAGUUUUAUGGAGACAAUGCAGGAGAGGCAGUGCAUUUUGGGGAUUACUCAGGGAGUACCUUUGGGGCUUACUGGAUAAGCAAGGGCCAUCUUGUUGGCUCUUUCCUUGAGGGAGGAACCAAAGAAGAGUAUGAAGCCAUAACCAAUGCCACCAGGCUUAAACCAGCGGUUGAGGAUCUGGCUGAGCUGGGAAGGCAGGGUUUGAACUUUGCUUUGACAGUUAGUAAGAAACCACAGCCGACACCACCUAUGGAAGUCAGCACUGCUAGCCUUAUUCUGGAAAAACCCAUCUUCCCCUGGUAUGCAACUGCUGGUGUUGUUGUGGCUGCAUCAAUAGCUGCAUUUGCGUAUUGGUACGGAAGGAGACGCAGAAGGUGGUGAGAAAUCAACUUUCCCGACAUCAGACAGUUCUGAUUUUCACCUGUAACAUCACUGUUGUAGCACUGAUAGAACAGAAGUCUGUCCAAAUACUUGAUAUAUGUCAUUGAUUUUUACUCAAAUCCAUGGAUACCUCAAAAUCAUUACUCAAUGCAAAAUCUUAUCCUUCAUCAAAAUUCUUGAACAAUUACCAUUCCUCUUACAAUCAUUGUC